Messenger RNA from Colletotrichum gloeosporioides, 2994 nucleotides. Its product is annotated as Dual specificity protein kinase CLK4. Gene Ontology annotation, biological process: peptidyl-threonine phosphorylation; peptidyl-serine phosphorylation. The record is from RefSeq and is a predicted model, not a curated record. Gene Ontology annotation, molecular function: ATP binding; protein serine/threonine kinase activity. NCBI's taxonomy places the organism in Eukaryota, Fungi, Ascomycota, Sordariomycetes, Glomerellales, Glomerellaceae. Bases 1 to 2994 code for a protein of 997 amino acids. The transcript has 8 exons.
AUGAGUCGUGAGAGUUCUGAUCACCUGGCCAGCGAUGCGGAUACCGACGCUCCGCUCUCGGUUCCGGAAUUGUUGUCCGUAGUCCAAAAGUCUGCAGACCGGGACCGAGCAGCGUCGGUGAACCCGUCUAGCAGUGCCAUUCGUGGCCAACAGGACUUUUUGAGGGACCCUGGUACAACCGAGGCUCGCUUUGCAGGACCUGCGCAAGUCUCGUUCUUAUGCACGCUAUCAUCAGAGAACUCGGAAGAUGAAGGGGGUUCCGGGGUUUCAGCCCAACAUGACCACGGCAAUGGACACCCACCACCUUCGAUUGGCACCAAUAGUGUCUGCGACGAUUAUGGAAUCUCACAGCAUCAACUGAAUCGGGAAACCUCCGCAUUAAUCGAGGACGAAGUCGACACUGUGCCAGCAGAAGACGCUCUCCGUGGGCUUGCCAACGAGAGCGUGAUUCCACCGCAUAUCGCGACUGGAGAACGCAAAAGCUUACAAGCGUCAUUGAUAAAGGCUCUGGUCCGGCAAAAUGAUGGCAGGGAGUUUCUUCCCUUGGCGAAGCUUGACGAGUUAGUCACUAGAAAGGUUGUGGAGCGUCAGCUGAGAGGUGAAUUCGGAGCUUCAUCUGGAGAGCCCGAUAUCCAGCGAUGUGUCGAGUACGUCUGUAACCGCAAAGAGGUUGAAGGCGCGAGGCAUCUGAAGUUCACAUCGGGAAGACGGCUUUUUGCCCUUCUGAUCAUGAUUGAAAAGUUGGAAAGCUUUAAUGAUCUUAGAAAUGCCGAUCUAUGCGACAUCGAUCUGCCCCUGAAGGGACUCGACGACACCCCCAAAAGUGCCUUAAGAGAUAAGGAGUUUACCUGCUUUCAAUCUUGGUCAACUUUCAAUCUGCGCUCCUUCGAAGAGUGGCAGUGGAAGCUGUUAGCACCUUACUUUUGGACAGCAGAGGAUCCGAAAGAGAAAGUCCUGUUUUACAGGCUUGCGCCUCAAACUGUUAUGCCGUGGACUGAAGAGGAAACCGCAGCAGUGGAGCACUAUGGAGGCCAAAGCUGGGUGAAGAAAGUGAAGAUUCAUAAAUCGCAUCACAACUUCAAAUCUCUAGAGGGGCGCGAUUCUUACUUGGCGGUCAAGAAGCUUCAUUCAAGAAAUGAGAAGCAUUUUCAAAAGGAAGUCGACGCCCUGAAGCGAUUCAGCACCCGGUCGAAAUCAAACCUUGUCCGGCUGCUGGCAACAUAUCAGCAUCAAGAUGAUUAUUUUCUGCUUUUCCCCUGGGCAGACGGGAACUUGAGAGAUCUGUGGGAAGCUGUUGGUUCCCCAAUGUCCCAACCUUCGCAGGAAGGGACAGUUUGGAUGGCUAAAGUAUGUCAUGGUAUUGCCUCUGGUUUGGCACAAAUCCACAACCAUACACCAACCGAAGAGAUGAAUGGAACCACGCUAGCCUCAAGCCCCCGGAAAGCGAACGGCAUUACAUCUAAGGUCGAUAUGAUUGGCAACAAAAUGGUCUUUUCUGGUGGCGAAGACUCCAGCAGACAAAGAUAUGGCAGGCAUGGCGACCUGAAACCGGAGAACAUCCUAUGGUUCAAGGACCCUGAUGGGAAAUCUCAUCACAACAUUGGAGUACUGAAGAUCUCAGACUUCGGCCUAACAAGAUUCCACAGCAAACGUUCGGUGUCGGAGCGAGAGUCGCAGAGAACCGUGGGAUUUUCAAACACUUACAGAGCGCCUGAAAUCGAUCUGAAGACAGGGAUCAACCAGCACUACGACAUAUGGACGCUAGGAUGCCUUUACCUUGAGUUCAUCACAUGGUUUAUGGGAGGCUGGGAAGACGUCGAGAAGGUCUCAGUACUCCGACUUGAGGAGGACAAGUUGAUCAGCAAAGACCCCGACUGGAUACCAGAAGACAACUUUUUCAGGCUUACCCAUGGUUCAACCGGGGCAUGCCUGAAAGACUGCAUGCGGAAGUUUCUCGAUUUUGUAGAGAACGACAUGUUGCGCAUCGAAAAGAAGGAAAGGGUGGACUGCUCUGAAGUCGUGAAUACUCUUCACAGGCUUCUGACAGUUUGCAAGGGAAAUAAGAGUUUCUGCGUCACGGCUGCGCCGAGACCCGUUGAAUAUGGCAGGCUGUUCGUGGAUAGCGUUACGAAUUUCGGGACUGUCGUGUGUCUUUUCUCGAAGCUUCCUCACUCUGGACAUCUCAUCGGAGCCUAUCGUGGUUAUAAUUGCCGCUCACCCGCAUCCUGGCCGGGUGAUUUGGCAAUGUCAAUGACAUGGUUUCCAGAGCGAAACUUUUGGUACGCUGUUUUCUACGGAUGCGAUCCGUCUACGGAACUAGAGAUUUCUGGAAGAUUGCGUUACUCUGGCGAUGCCAUAUGUCAUCCCUUGCUGAUACCUGGCAUAUUCGCUGAGCUCGAAAGAAAAAGGCAGAUUAAGAUGGUGAAGCAAGGUAGCCUUAAGCUCGUGGAGACUGUUGCAACUCUUCAUGAGGUCCAUCAUAUGCCAUCUGAUGCUGAAAGACCACACCAGAAACCAUAUGAUAGCCAUAGCCCAGGUCCGGAUUUGACCGCAAACAAGGAGGUUGAUCCCUGGCUGGAUAUCUACCAUAAGAAGAAUGGCUUACUGAACUGGAAGGACCAGUUAAAUAAGAUGGUUACUCAUGCAGAAGAGCUCAACAUCACUAACUUCAGCCACGACAUAAAUCAAAGCUCGGAUAUCAACGAGUUUCGAAAGCGCAUGCGGGAUACCGGAGAUAGAAUCAAAGAAAGGCUACAAGACAUCAUUCGCGAAUAUGACGAAAGGAUAAGAGACUGCGAAAGAAACUUGGAAGGAAUGAGUCUAGCGAACCAAAUGGCACACACAAAAGCCAAUAUGGAGAUAGCGUCAAGGACUAAGUCGGACAGCACUCAGAUGAAAUCUAUUGCUCUGCUCACGAUGGUCUUUCUUCCCGCAACAUUUCUAGCCAGAUCCCGUCGUAUAGAUGAAGUCAACUUGACUGAUGUCGAGCUAUAG